This is a messenger RNA of Morone saxatilis (striped sea-bass), 4032 nucleotides long. RefSeq names its product zinc finger protein 239-like. Gene Ontology annotation, molecular function: RNA polymerase II cis-regulatory region sequence-specific DNA binding; DNA-binding transcription factor activity. The coding region runs from base 376 to 1419 and encodes 347 amino acids. Gene Ontology annotation, biological process: regulation of transcription by RNA polymerase II. The record is from RefSeq and is a predicted model, not a curated record. The transcript has 2 exons. NCBI's taxonomy places the organism in Eukaryota, Metazoa, Chordata, Actinopteri, Moronidae.
ACCUGAUUUAGCUACUGCUAUACCAGCUCCUAUAUAUAAAAAAAUAAUAGAUUGCUAUUGAGCCAAUAUGAUUUGUAUACAAUUGGGUUCAGUGGAAAUAAAUGUGACUAGGGCAUUCACAGUCAGCAGUAAUGAUCCAGUAUUGAAUUCUGCCUAGGUACCUACAAUAUUACUGUUUCAGUGGGUGUUCCUGCUCUGACCAGUCUGUCUUUAUUACAGAGCUGUAAUGUGCAGACCAGAAGAAGCGCAUUUGAAGGACAUUUUGUUUGACUAACAAGGAGGUAAAUUGAAUUCUUCAAAAGAGACGCAGACAGUGUCGGUGUCAGAAGCUUGGAAAAUAGUCUGCUUUCAGACGCUUUGGUGGUCGCAGAAGGCAUGGACUCACUUACACUGCAGAGAAACUACCAAUGUGACCAAUGUGGAAAGAGUUUCAGUGACUCAGAUGUUUACAAGAGACAUCUACGAAUCCACACUGGAGAGAAGCCACACCAGUGUGAUCACUGUAAAAGGGCUUUCGGUCGCUUAAGUAGUUAUAAGAGACACUUACGAGUCCACACUGGAGAGAAACCAUUCCAGUGUGAACAAUGCGGAGACAGUUUCACUUGGUUAAGUAGUUACAAGGACCACCAGCGUUCCCACACCGGAGAGAAGCCAUACCAGUGUGACCAAUGUGGAAACAGCUUCACACGGUUAAGUAGUUAUAAAGACCACCAGCGUGUGCACACUGGAGAGAAACCAUACCAGUGUGAUCAGUGUGAAAAGGCUUUCAGUCGCCUAAGUGAUUACAAGAGACACCAGCUUAACCAUACUGGAGAGAAGCCACACCAGUGUGAACAAUGUGAGAAAAGCUUCUGUUUAUUAGGGGAUUACAAGAGACACCUGCGGAUCCACACAGGAGAGAAGCCAUACCAGUGUGAACAAUGUGGAAACAGUUUCACUUUGUUAAGUAGUUACAAGGACCACCAACGUGUCCAUACUGGAGAAAAGCCAUACCGCUGUGAACAGUGUGGGAAGAGUUUUAGUAGCCUAAGUUACUACAAGAGACACCUGCGUGUGCACACUGGGGAGAAGCCUUACCACUGUGAACAAUGUGGGAAGAGUUUCCGUCUCUUAAAUGUUUACAAGAUACACCUGCGUGUCCACACUGGAGAAAAGCCUUACUGCUGUGAACUAUGUGGGAAGAGUUUUAGUUGCCCAAAUUACUACAAGACACACCUGCGUAUACACACUGGGGAGAAGCCAUUCCGGUGUGAACAGUGUGGGAAAAGUUUCCGUGUCUCAAGUGAGUACAAGACACAUCUGCGUGUCCACACUGGAGAGAAACCAUAUUGGUGUUCUCGAUGUAAAAGAUUAUUUGCUUGGGCAAAAUCCUUGAAAGUACACCGUUGUGUUGCUGUAGAAGAAGAGAGCUUUGAUUGAGUGAAAAAUAUUAUUUUUCCAGCCCAGAAUAGUGCCGGAGUCCACCACUCAAAAAUCUGAUUGCCAAAGUUAGUUGCCACAGUCUGUACAUAGCCUCACAUGCAUACAUACAUACAUGCACAGCAUAAACACAAGAUAGACAUUCAAAACAGCAGCAACAUUUGUACAAAUAUCCAAUUUAUUUAAUUAUAAAUUAUAUAAUAUAAAAAUAUUUACACAUAAUGGCUACAGAAGUGUUUUGUUGAGUAAUGCUAUGGCAGACGACAUAGCGAGCCCUUUUACGAAGGGCAAUGUAAAAAAUGGGUUGGUGGGUACCUGGUGUGUAUCUGCUAUGGUGUGUGCUCUGCGUGCUUUGCUGUUCAGGUCUGAGAGGUUGUGGAUGGGGUGACGUUCAGCUGCAGAUAGCUGUUUGUGCACUACUGUGUGAAGUGGGAGAUGCAGUCUAAAUAGCCCAAAACAGAGUUAUUGUCAUUAAGGAGUGCGAGGAUCACAUUGUCAUUUGAACAUUUGAUGUAUGUGGUGAUAGGUGAGGGUCUGAUCCAGUCAUUGGUGUAGUGGGUAAACCAUUCAACACGGGGUAGCUUUUUUGUGAAGCAACUACAGGACGCAGGAAUGUGUUUGUUAUCACUAAUAGCUCUAACUGCACUGAAGUAUGAAGUUACAUGAAAUACUUCAAAUGAGGAUUAACGUUCACAGUUUCUCUUGACUGUCCCUCAAUAUUAAACCAUUAGUCCAACAUCACCACAACCUUUUAACCAUAUUACCCAUGCAACAUGCUAACGCCAAGUUCAACAGACUAACCUACAAAACAAACAAACAACAUAAAACAUGGCAGAACUUCAAAGUUUGAAGUUGGUCACAAGCAGCCAAAACAGGGUAUUGAUCCAUGUUGGAGCUUGAAUUGUUAAUUAAUUUAGUGUAAUGUGCACCCAAACAUUCUGUUGUGGGGAUAUUUCCAUUACAUAUCUAUAGAAAAUAAAGUGAAUCCACUGGGUCUUCACUUCUUCAGAUGAUGGGAGUCGAUAAAUGCUCUCUAUGCAGGCAACAACAGAGCAGUUCCCGUGCUCAUCUCUUAGAGACAUUCCAGUUUUCCAGUCGUUCUAGGGACAUGUCCAAAAAAGUUAAUCCAUUGUGUCUUCUCCGCUUCCUAAGAUGGUGGGAGUCUUUUGGCCGGUAUCAUGUGUAGUUAGUUAGCCUAAUAAUGUGUGACCUAUAAGAUAUGUUGCCAGGACAAUUUAAAAGAAAAGUUAAAUUAUGCUAACGAUUGGUUUUGCCUCUGCUGUCACUGAGAGGUUCACUGAGUGCUCUCCAUCCGUCUGUGGCUUAUGUAUAAGUGUGUGUUCUUUGCUUAUCUCAACAAUCAUUCAUCUGAUCGACCCUAAUGUUGGUGGGUGUAUUUCUGGGGACGCAAGCAGACAUAAUGUCAAAUUCUGUGCAAUUUGGACAUGCUACACUUUUAACAAUAUUUAUACUUUAAAUAAACAUGUGAACAGCUCUGGUUUCACUGCCGCUCAGUCCUUAGCAAUACCAGUUGAUAUCAAUGCAUCAUGUUGUAUGUGCUCAUACGAAUAUGUCUGCAGACAGAAGUUGGAUAGUAUUGUGUGUACGAAACAAAAGACAGAAGUGCUAAUAAACAGAUUACUGACAGAUUUCCUUGUGUAGAAGCGGCUGUGGCUCAGUAGGUAGAGUCUGUCCUUUACUAAUUGUAGGGUCAGUUCCUAGCGCCUCUUCUCAACAUACAUGUUGGAGCCAUGAAUGAAUAAUCAUGAAUUCAUUUUGCAAUAUGAGGUGAUGUUUAUAUUUUGGAGGUAUUUAAUUAGUUAGUGUCUUUGACAUCAUUGCAAAAUUUAGUUUAUUAUCGUUUGAUUGCGGUGAUUUUUUUAAAUUUGGGUCACAUUGGCCAAUUAUGGGCAAUGACACUUACUAACAUAGAGCACCUUUUCACCUGUGUUUGUGUCAUAUGUGGUUGAGAGGGUAAGCAUGGUCACCAUAUUUUUUGUUGGCCGCUAUUUUAUGUUUAAUCACUGUGAUUACUUUGAAGAGAAACUCCACCCUAUAAUGUGUUUCGAGCUGUAAACUCCAUUAUAUGACAGUAUCGUAAACAACACAUCAGUGCUGGUGUUACAAUUGACAUUAUUAUAAGUAUUAUAAGAUAUGAAAAUCUGCAUUUCAUGGGUUGAAAUGUCUCUACAAAUCACCCUGAGCCCUUUUAAGUCCAAUGCUGAGAUAGUUUUGGGGCAACUAUACUUCAUGACAUUUAUAUGAAAAAACAGUGUUUACGCCCUCUAUUUAGAGGAGAGCAGCCCACCACCCCCAACCUGCGCUUUGAAUGGGAGUUUGUGAAACUGCUGUGCUCUUUUUUAGACGUUUACUGUUGGAGACACGACAUUCACAGGAGUUUAUGCAAUUUUUUGCUAACCUACUAGUAUGUUUCUAUUCUGGUGCAGUGGUUUGGACUUUUAGAUGGCUGUAGAAACACCAACGGACAGCAAUCCCACACACUGACAGUCAGUAUGUGACACACAUACCUGACAGUUAGCCUCUCUGAGCCGUUAGCUUGUUAUUGUAAUCAAUAGAGUUGAUUGUAUGUUUAGUGCUGCUAUAAUAUAAUAA